Messenger RNA from Fraxinus pennsylvanica, 1356 nucleotides. The record is from the annotation of a GenBank genome assembly. Lineage: Eukaryota; Viridiplantae; Streptophyta; Magnoliopsida; Lamiales; Oleaceae.
AUGUUCCUAUUUCUGUCCCCUCUGGUGGUGGUUAUUACAGCCCAGUUGUCUACCUUUUCGUUGGAAGACCUCUGUGUUCUUUGGGAUCAUCUCAGAUUCAAUCUGAUAUCCGUUAUAGUAUGCUCGGCCCUCUUGGUUUUUCUAUCAACGGUGUAUUUCCUCACGCGCCCUCGUCCUGUAUAUCUUGUGAAUUUCUCGUGUUAUAAGCCUGAAGAUGAUAAGAAAUGUAGUAGGCAGGCUUUCAUGGAGAAAUCACGGAUGACUGAUUCGUUUACUAAGGAAAACAUUGAGUUCCAGACGAAGAUUCUUGAGAGGUCGGGACUUGGUGACUCGACUUAUCUCCCUGAUGCUCUGUUGAGGGUACCACCAAAUCCAUGUAUGGCAGAAGCUAGGAAAGAAGCCGAAGCUGUAAUGUUUGGUGCCAUUGAUGAGCUUCUUUCCAAAACCUUUGUAAAACCAAAGGACAUUGGGAUUCUGAUUGUGAACUGCAGCCUGUUUAAUCCGACUCCUUCUCUGUCUGCUAUGGUUAUUAACCAUUACAAGCUCAGGGGAAACAUAGUGAGUUACAAUCUAGGUGGGAUGGGUUGCAGUGCUGGUUUGAUCUCGAUUGAUCUUGCAAAAGAUCUUCUACAAGUUCAUCCGAAUACUUAUGCUCUGGUAAUCAGCAUGGAGAAUAUUACACUGAAUUGGUAUUUUGGGAAUGAGAGGUCAAUGCUCUUAUCAAAUUGCCUUUUCCGGAUGGGAGGGGCCGCCAUUUUGCUGUCAAACAAAUCAUCUGAUCGAUGUCGAUCCAAGUAUCAGUUGGUCCAUACUGUUAGAACCCACAAAGGUUCAGAUGAUAAAUGCUUUUCUUGUGUAACCCAAUUGGAGGAUUCCAAUGGGAAAGUCGGGGUUUCUCUGUCGAAGGAUUUGAUGGCAGUAGCUGGUGAUGCUUUAAAGACAAAUAUUACAACUUUGGGCCCUCUUGUUCUUCCCAUGUCUGAACAGUUGCUUUUCUUUGCCACUUUGAUCGGGAGAAAGCUCCUUAAGAUGAAAUUGAAGCCUUAUAUCCCUGAUUUCAAAUUGGCUUUUGAACAUUUCUGUAUUCACGCUGGUGGAAGAGCAGUGUUGGACGAACUAGAAAAAAACCUGCAGCUAUCCAAUUGGCACAUGGAGCCUUCAAGAAUGACACUUCAUCGAUUUGGUAAUACCUCGAGCAGCUCUCUUUGGUACGAAUUGGCGUAUUCAGAAGCCAAAGGGAGGAUUAAGAGGGGAGACAGGACAUGGCAGAUAGCCUUUGGAUCUGGGUUCAAAUGCAAUAGUGCAGUGUGGAAAGCUCUUAGGACUAUAAAUCCUGCCAAGGAGAAGAACCCUUAG